CCGCCCGUGCUGCUGCUGGAGCUACUUUGCUAACAAAAUGGCAGCGUUCUUACAGUGGAGGAAAUUUGUCUUUUUCGACAAAGAUACGGUGAAGGACCCCGGUGAUAAUGGGAAAGACUUCAUGCUCCCAAAAGGAAUAUCGGCUUGUGAUUCGGGCCGAGGUCACAUCGUUCUCGGAGAUAUGGAAGGCAAGAUCUGGCUUUUGAUGCGCUCGCUACAGCUGACGUCAUUUCAGGCCUACAAGCUGCGGGUAACACACCUCCACCAGCUGAAGCAGCACAGCAUCCUCGUAUCCGUGGGACAGGAUGAACAUGGAAUAAACCCUCUAGUAAAGGUCUGGAACCUAGACAAAAGAGACAGUGGAAAUCCUCUGUGCACUAGAAUUUUUCCUGCAAUUCCCGGCAACAAGCCGACAGAAGUGUCUUGCCUUAGUGUUCACGAGAACCUCAACUUCAUGGCCAUUGGCUUCACAGAUGGCAGUGUGGUGUUGACAAAAGGUGACAUCACCAGAGACCGUCACAGUAAAACUCUGACUCUCCACGAGGGAACUAGUCCAGUCACGGGCCUCGCCUUCCGCCAAGUGGCAAAAGUUACACAUUUGUUCGUUGCCACUCUCGAGAAAGUCCAUUGCUACACCCUGUCCAUCAAGGAGUACCCUAAAUUGGAGCUGGAUACACACGGCUGUGCACUGCGCUGCUCCUCCCUGACCGACCCCUCCCAGGAUUCCCAGUUCAUCGUGGCUGGUGAGGAAUGCGUGUACCUGUACCAGCCUGAUGAGCGAGGCCCCUGUUUUGCUUUUGAUGGACACAAGCUGCUGGCUCACUGGCACCGGGGAUAUCUGUUCUUACUCAUCAGGGACUUGAAGUCACCCAACAAGGCGGGGUUUGGUAGCAGAGAGGUGUCUCCGUCAGACAAACAGCUUCUCACCAUCUAUGACCUGGACAACAAGUUCAUCGCCUACAGUGCCUCUUUUGAGGAUGUCAUUGACGUGGUGGCGGAGUGGGGCUCCUUCUACAUCCUGACCAGAGAGGGUAAAAUGUUUGUUCUUCAGGAAAAGGACACACAGACCAAACUGGAGAUGCUGUUUAAGAAGAACUUGUUUGUGAUGGCCAUAAACCUCGCCAAGAGCCACCACUUGGACAGCGAUGGACUGUCAGAGAUCUUCAGACAGUAUGGGGAUCACCUGUACCUUAAGGGAGACCAUGAUGGCGCCAUCCAGCAGUACAUUCGCACCAUCGGAAAGCUGGAGCCAUCGUACGUCAUCAGGAAAUUCCUGGACGCACAGAGGAUCCACAACCUGACCGCGUAUCUACAAGCCCUGCACAGGCAGUCCCUGGCUAACGCUGACCACACCACACUGCUGCUGAACUGUUACACGAAGCUAAAGGACAGCUCCAAGCUGGAAGAGUUCAUCAAGAGCAGUGAAAGUGAAGUCCACUUCGACGUUGAGAUUGCCAUCAAGGUUCUUCGGCAGGCUGGGUACCACAGCCACGCUGUCUUCUUGGCUGAGAAACACAUGCACCAUGAGUGGUACCUGAAGAUCCAGCUGGAGGACCUGAAGAACUAUCAGGAAGGGCUGCGUUACAUCGGGCGUCUGCCGUUUGAACAAGCCGAAAGCAACAUGAAGCGUUACGGAAAGACACUGAUGCACCACGUGCCUGAAGGCACCACGCUGCUCCUGAAAGGUUUAUGCACCAACUACCAACCUAAUGCAGACACGGCCGAAAGAGACAGCCUCGACAGGAAUGUGGUCAACAAGGCCAACUCGGAGGAAUUCAUCCCAAUUUUUGCGAAUAACCCUCGCGAGCUGAAAGCCUUCCUGGAGCACAUGAUCGAGGUGGACCCCCGCUCUCCCCAGGGCGUGUAUGACACGCUGCUGGAGCUCAGGCUGCAAGACUGGGCGCACGAACAGGAGCCUGAGAGGAGAAAGGUUUUACAGGGGGAAGCUGUGUCGCUACUGAGGAGUGACAACACCGUGUUUGACAAGGCCCUGGUGCUCUGCCAGAUGCACAACUUCAAGGAGGGCGUCCUCUACCUCUAUGAGAAAGGCAAACUGUACCAGCAGAUAAUGCACUACCACAUGCAGAAUGAGGAAUACGGGAAAGUGGUCGACGCCUGCAAGCGCUAUGGCGACCAGGAGGGUUGCCUUUGGGAGCAGGCUCUGGGCUACUUUGCCAGAAAAGAAGAGGACUGCAAGGCGUACAUCAGCGAGGUCCUUCAUCACAUCGAUCAGAACAACCUCAUGCCUCCAUUACUGGUGGUGCAGACACUGGCCCACAACUCGACAGCCACUCUCUCCGUCAUCAAGGACUACCUCAUCAACAAGCUGCAGAGAGAGAGCCAGCAGAUAGAGGACGAUGAGCGAAAGAUCGGCCAGUACCGCGAGGAAACCGCUCACCUCCGCUCCGAGAUCCAGGAGCUCAAAACCAGUGCCAAGAUAUUCCAGAAGACCAAGUGCAACAUGUGCAACAGUCCCCUGGAGCUGCCAUCGGUUCAUUUCCUGUGCAGCCACUCCUUCCACCAACACUGCUUCGAGAGCUACGCUGAGAGCGAGGCAGAGUGCCCAACUUGCACUCCGGAGAACCGUAAAGUCAUGGACAUGCUGCGGGCACAGGACCAGAAACGUGACCUGCACGACCACUUCAACAGACAGUUACGCAGCUCUAAUGAUGGAUUCUCGGUCGUGGCCGACUAUUUUGGCCGAGGAGUGUUUAACAAACUGACCUUGGUCACUGAUCCGCCCGGCAACAAAACUAUGGGUAGUCUAGAAGUCAACCUGCAGAGAGAUCUUCUCAUUCACACCAAGAGAAACAGCUAGAACCCGAAUCUUGACACCAAUGCAGACUUUUGAUCGCACGCUUUGCUGCGCGAGAUGCCACCUUAUUUGUCAGCGAACACGUCCGCCUGCUUUUAGUACCUGCAAUGGACCUUUUUGCUUAUUGGACUCCAGUUCAAGUCCUGGCUCAUUGGGGAGUGAUUUAAUAAUGCAAAUGUCUUUAAAACAUGUAAACCAUGCUCAGUCUCACCAGGGAUUAUUCUGCUUGUAUGUGUUUGUCUCUGGUUUGUGAUGUACUUGAUUCCUAACACAUGCACACACACAAAAAACAACAACAUUCGUCGUUAAUAAAAUUCUGCCUGGCCCACAAAAUUGUGAGUAAAAUCAGGAAUUUUUUUUUUUUUUUUUUUUUUAAAUCAAAUUUAUUUAAGUUUUACCAUAUACAACAAGUGUAGUGCCGGCAAUUAUUCCAUACGUACAUCACUAACACAACUCCACAGCAGCUAACACAAAUGUAUAUAAUAGGCACUGAUGGGAUGUACAAAACAACAAUAACUGUCGUUAUAAGAAUAAACCUACUAUAACCACA
Mugil cephalus (flathead mullet) is the source of this 3365-nucleotide messenger RNA. It is a transcript of the gene vps11, whose product is annotated as VPS11 core subunit of CORVET and HOPS complexes. Gene Ontology annotation, molecular function: protein binding; protein-macromolecule adaptor activity. Lineage: Eukaryota; Metazoa; Chordata; Actinopteri; Mugiliformes; Mugilidae. Gene Ontology annotation, biological process: organelle fusion; endosome organization; intracellular protein transport. The coding region runs from base 38 to 2818 and encodes 926 amino acids. The record is from RefSeq and is a predicted model, not a curated record. Gene Ontology annotation, cellular component: endosome; HOPS complex. The transcript is spliced from 16 exons.